This is a messenger RNA of Dioscorea cayenensis subsp. rotundata (Guinea yam), 1080 nucleotides long. Its product is annotated as multiple organellar RNA editing factor 2, chloroplastic-like. Gene Ontology annotation, biological process: mitochondrial mRNA modification; cytidine to uridine editing. The record is from RefSeq and is a predicted model, not a curated record. Gene Ontology annotation, cellular component: mitochondrion. The coding region runs from base 45 to 803 and encodes 252 amino acids. Lineage: Eukaryota; Viridiplantae; Streptophyta; Magnoliopsida; Dioscoreales; Dioscoreaceae. The transcript is spliced from 4 exons.
CCCAAAACCCUCAUCGCUCUCUCUUUCUCACUCGCUCUCCACCGAUGGCCGCCGCCUCUCUCCGUGCUGCCGCAGCCGUCCGACCCCAAGCCUCUUUCCUCCUCUCCAAGCGCUUCCUCUUCUCCGGCACCUUCUCGCGCCCUACUUGCCUCCCGUCGUCCCCUUUCCUUGGCGCCGUCCGCCCUCGCCCCUCACCUGCAGUAAUAUCCCAUGAGACCUUGCGAGUCCUGGCUCCUGGAGCCCUGCGGAUGAUUCCGAUCCGGUGUAGGGUUAACCGGGCCGGUGACUCUGGUUACUCGCCCCUCAACUCCGGCUCCGGCUCCGGCUCUGGGUCGGGGUUUACUGACAGGCCUCCCGCGGAAAUGGCGCCGCUGUUCCCUGGUUGCGAUUACGAGCACUGGCUCAUCGUCAUGGACAAGCCUGGCGGCGAGGGGGCUACCAAGCAGCAGAUGAUCGAUUGCUACAUCCAAACCCUAGCCAAGGUUGUCGGAAGUGAGGAAGAAGCUAAGAAGAAAAUAUACAAUGUUUCUUGUGAGAGGUACUUUGGGUUUGGUUGUGAGAUUGAUGAGGAGACAUCUAACAAGCUGGAAGGUCUUCCAGGUGUUCUGUUUGUCCUUCCAGAUUCUUAUGUUGAUGCUGAAAACAAAGACUAUGGAGCUGAAUUGUUUGUGAAUGGAGAAAUAGUUCAAAGAUCCCCUGAGAGACAGAGGAGGGUCGAACCAGUCCCUCAGAGAGCUCAAGAUAGACCAAGAUACAAUGAUAGGACGAGAUAUGUGAGGCGGAGGGAGAACCAGCGUGGAUAGGGCUUCACAUAAUUGUUGAUCCAGCUUAGCUAAGUGUCAAUAUGGUGAUAGUGCUGGUUGCGUUAUCCUUCUUAUCUUGAAGCAAUUUGCAGCCAGACCCUACCGAAUGUUCUUGUUCAGAUUGUCUUGGUUGAACACUCUCUAUGUCAUAUGUGCUGGUCUUUUUUAGACUGGGUGCCCUACUUACUCUGCAGACUUAUCUAAUAUUCAGCUUUAGACCUCUGUUUUCUCCUGCUGGUGUUGGCUGUUAAAUAUGAAAGAUUAUGCCUUCUGAUGA